AUGGGGAAUUGUUUUGGAUUUCGAAGUGAAAGUUCUUACCUUCUGGAUCAAGAGGUUUACGAAACUCAAGAUGAUCAGGAUGAAAGCCCUAGGACAGAUCAUCAGGUGCCUAUUUAUCAUUUAAGUCCAGGCUUGCCUAUUCUUGCAUCCGAUCUGACAGAGGAGGAACAAAUACAAAUUGUUAAACGUAUUCACAUGCUUCAAUUUCUUCCUCUAACAAAUUAUGUACCUGUGAAUAAGGAGAAAUUAAGAGAGUGUAUUAUAUGCAUGAAUGAUUUAAAACUUGGAGAUGAAGUACGUUACCUGCCCUGUCUACAUACUUAUCAUCGUAUAUGUAUUGAUGAAUGGCUUAUGCGUUCAUUUAGUUGUCCUACAUGCCUUUUAAAUUUAGAACCAGAUACUUCACUGACUACAACAACAACAACAGUAACGGCGCCAAGAACACAAAUUCUGUUCUCAUCAGAAAAUACUGUUGCAUUGACAGUGACGUGUGAUUCAUCCCCAACAACAAAUAAUACUACUAACCCUGUUAUAUCAUCCACAGUAGUAGUAUCUCCCGGAUUUAAUCAGUCAUUAGCAAAUGACUCUUGCCCAAAUAUCAACUGA
Messenger RNA from Schistosoma guineensis, 606 nucleotides. The record is from the annotation of a GenBank genome assembly. Lineage: Eukaryota; Metazoa; Platyhelminthes; Trematoda; Strigeidida; Schistosomatidae.